GCGGGGCGCAGGCGCGUGUGCGUGUCCACGCGCGCGCCUGUGCGCGCGUGCGCCCCUGCCCGUGCCGAGCGGCCCCCGGGUUGAGAGCGCGGCCGGCGCCAUGUUCCGCCGGGCCCGCUUCAACGUGCGGCCCAACGUGCGGCCCGCGGGCAGGGCCGCCGGCGAUGCGGCGGACGCGGAGCCUCGAGGGCCGGGGUCCCCGGCGGCUGCCCGAGCAGAGGCUGCGGCGGUCGAGAGUGAUGGCAAGGCUGAUAGCUCAAGUGAUGCUGGAGAAUCUAGUAAACCUGCAGAGAUGCCUAUACAGAGAAGAAAACGGAUCUCCACCAUGCCCAAUCUUGUCAAACCCAGAGCUGGGCCUUCAUCUGCUCAGCAUUCUACAUCAAAACCACCACGACGAGCAUCACAGGCUCCUGAUGGCAGUGCUUCACUUCAGAAUGAUUCCUCUCCAUCAGAAAAGAGUAGUGUUGAAAGCUCUUUAAAGUCUUCCAUGCUGCCUGAAAAGAAGACACCUGUGCCACAAGUGCCACAGUUUUCCCCACUAAAAAAAUCAGUGAACAAAGAGCAAACUGUAGGUGUAGCUGCUCAAAAAAAUGAUGAUACUUUGCAGAAGAAUGUACCCUCCCCACUCAAGGAGAGACCAACACAGGAAAGAUCAGGAAUGCAGGAGGAAAAGCUACCAAUCAAACCUGUUCCCAUAAAAGAGAAACAAACGUGUUCUGACCGUGAAAGGAUCCUCAAAGCUCGGAAGUUAAGGGAAAUGCUUAAAGAAGAGUUGAAGAAAGAGCGGAUGUUGAAACACAGGCCUCCAAUAAUUGAAGGGCAUUCUCCACUGGAUCGUUCUAAAAUGACCAUGAGAGACUUGAUAUACUAUCUGCCAGAAAACAAUCCUAUGAAGUCUUCAUUGGCAGAAGAAAAAAGAACAGAAAAAAAUUCUGCACUGGGCCAAAUGAAAGAACAUGAAGAAAAAGGUAGUCCUGAUCAUGAAGAGGAAGACGAGGAGAAAGAAGCAGAAAAUGGGGAGGAGAGUCAGGAUGGUCCACUUCUAGUUCCUCGUGUGAAAGUAGCAGAAGAUGGUUCAAUUAUUCUGGAUGAAGAAAGUUUAACUGUAGAAGUUCUAAGAACAAAAGGUCCAUGUGUUGUAGAAGAAAAUGAUCCUAUCUUUGAGCGUGGCUCUACAACUACAUAUUCUAGCUUUAGGAAAAGCUUUUACACAAAACCAUGGUCAAAUAAAGAAACAGACAUGUUCUUUUUAGCUAUCAGUAUGGUAGGAACAGACUUCUCCUUGAUUGGACGGCUGUUUCCUCAUAGAGCCAGAGCAGAAAUUAAGAACAAGUUCAAACGUGAAGAAAAAGCUAACGGAUGGAGGAUAGACAAAGCUUUCAAAGAGAAGCGUCCCUUUGAUUUUGAAUUCUUUGCCCAGCUGCUUGAGAAGGUCUUAGCAGAUGAGGAAAAGAAGAAACAAAAGACUGUCAAAAGCCGGAAGCCAAAGGGAAAGAAGCCAUCGCGGCCUCGGAAGAAGACAAAAGCAAAAUCUGCCAACACAGAAGCUGCGAAUCAGGAAGCCAGAAUUUCUGAUGCAGAAGCAGAAGCAUAUGGUGUAAUGGCUGAGAAAGAAAAUGAAGAAUCUUUGAGCAUUUCUGAACAGUCAGAAGAACAGGUUGCAUCAGAACCGGUGUUAGCAAAAAAGAGGAUAAAGAAGAAGAGGAAAGAUGAUCUUGAACAGGAAGUGGAGAAUCAUCCAGAAGAAAUGGCUGUCCCUUCAAAAAUUGCAGAAGAAGGGAAAUCCUCUAAGAAAACAGUGGAAACUGUGGUAUGUAGUGCAAACAAUGAUGGUCAUACUACCUGUAGAGAAGAACUGGAUAGUGUUAAUGAAGGAAAACAGGAUGAGACUGCUGCUACAGAGGAAGAGGGAUCAGAGUCCUGUUUGCCAGUGGAUGACAUAAUGGAGAGAGAAAGUGAUGUCAAUUUAUGCAGCUCUGAAGACAGUAAUAAUGUUCUACUAGAAAUGGAAUCUGCUAAACUGAGAACCCUAGACGUUGAAGACGAUACCUCACAAGAAAGCCAGAUUUCAGAGUUACUGGUUUCAAAGCUUGGAAGCAAAGAAAGACAAUCUGAAGAAACUAGAGAAACAAAGAGCAAAGACAUACAAGACUUACAUAGACCAGAUGAAAAGCAGAGUGCAUCAGAAAAUGAUUCUCAGUCUGUAAUCAGGAAAACUGAAAAGCCUGCAGAACGAGGGCGCCUGCAAAGACCUAAACCCAAUUUAGUGAGAUCAUCUGGAAGGAGAGAAGCAGCAACUCAAGAGAAAAUUAAGUGCUUUGAGGAAGACAGUAGAAGCAGCAAAAAUGAAGCCACGGAAGUAGAGAAUAUGGAUUUGGAUACUAAAUCUGAAGAAUCUGAAAAAACUGUAAUUGCAAAGGCAGUAGUUCGAGGAUGUCGACUGAGAUUUAAGCCUAAUAUUGCAAGAUUGUCUGGAAGGAAAGAAGAGCCUGAAAAAGAUGCAAGAAAUGAUCCACAGGCGAAGGGGAGAACUGAAAAGAAUACUGACCAAAAUAAUAUGCCUGAUGCUACCAGUGAAGAAACUGCAGAAAAAGAUGACACAGUUGUGGAGACAGUGUCUCAGUCUAAUAAAACAGCUAGUUUACAAGAAGACAGCAAACAGAGUGUACUGAAACCAACACCUCUGAAGAGAGGCAGAGUGCAGAGACCAAAACCAAACCUAGGAAGAACUGUUGCAAGGCAAAAAGACAGGACAGAUGGAAAGAAUCCCGAAGAGGAGAAAACUGAAAGUGGAGAAAUAGAAAAAGGUGUGAUACACCAUAGGGAUGAAAACAAUGAUCCUUGCCUCAAAAAAGAUGUGACUGUUCAUGAAGACAUUCAGCCAUGCCAUGUGAUGUUAGAUAGGGAUGUUUCUACAGAUUGUGAGAUGAACUCAGUACAUACAAGGCAUUGUUCCCAGGAAAAGUCCUCAGAAGCAGAAAGCUAUGAAAAUGAAAAGGGAUUGUCAGAUGUCUUGAAACAGGUUUCAGACUUCAAUACAAGGGAGUGUGAUCUUCAAAAGGAAGAGGAGAAAACUGCUGUAUCAUCAUCUCGGCUACUGAGGAGUCGAUUCCAGAGACCAAAACCAAAUUUAAGAACGACAACUAGUAGAAGGGAAGUACUGGAUGUAAACACUGAAGGUGUAUCACAGAAAGAUACCAACAAGGAAGAAAGUUUGUCAAAUUGUGGCAGUAAAUAUAGCAUCCUUCCUGAUACAGAUAAAGCAGGAAAAUAUGAAGUCCUGCAACCAUUGGAAUCCUUAGGAAUAGAGAAGUCACUUGGCUCUAAGCAGGUUUCUGAGAGGCCAAGUUGUAAGCCCCCAAAGACAUUUUCAAGUCCAGAGGAUCGUGAAUUCAAGGUUUCUCUACCUGACAUUAACCAAGAUGACACCUCAACUACUAAUUCAGUCACUGAUAACAGGAAUGCCACUGAAGAAGAAAGUAAGCAAACACCUCUUCAACCUGUCCAGUUAGUGCAGAGCAGAUUCCAGAGGUACAAGCCAAACUUGGUAAGAGCUGUUGGAAAGAAGGAGUUCCAAAUAUCAGAAAAUGAGAGGGAGAAAAAGCCUGAAGGAGAGCAGUUGGUACUGCAAAAAGAUGAGUCUGCCAAUACUGUCAUCGGUGAAAAUGAAGCUGUGUUGUAUCAAGCAGAUGUAUUGAGCAAAGAGGAGCAGGAACAGCAAGAGGCCCCACAGGUGCCCUAUAUUUCUGAAAACAUAUUGUGUGAACAAAGCAGUGCUGAAAAGUCCACUUCUCAAGAAAGCACGCUGGGUACUCUGAAACCAAGACAAUUCAUAAGGGAUGGAUCUCUGAGAACUAGACCAAACUUAGAAGGAACAUGUAGUAAAAAAGAAUCUCCGGUGGCACAAAAACUUUCUGCUCCAGUUGAGGAAGAAGCAAAUAAAGGAGAGAAUCUGCCUGUGGCAGAAGAAUCUGAGGAACCUCUUUCCUCAAAAGAUAACAUGGAAGUGUUAUUGUUUGUGGGAAAUUCAGCCAAGAAUGACAAUCUAGACAUAAAUCCAAAAAGUCUGAAGUCAGAAACACUCUGUUCCUCUAAAAAAUCACCUAAUGGCCAUAGCAAGGAAGAAGAAGAAGGUCAACCAACAGAUGCUGUAGGAAGCAUUCAGGAUACCACAGAAAGGUCCAAUGAUAAAAUAAGUUCUGGAGAAGAAAGUAAACAGAGUGAUACAAAACCUUUGCAUCAAGGAAGGGAACCCCACUGGAACCCAGAGCCAAACCUUAUGAGAGUUACUAGAAAAAGAUAUUAUCCUGAAGAAGGUGAAAACAGAGAAGAGGAUGAGGCUGAGAAUAGAAAUGGGGAAGAAUAUUUGGUGUUAGCAAAAACAAGUGUAUCAAUGCAAAACUCUAGUAACACAGUGGAAGCUGCAUCCUUCUCAGAGGCUACAAGAAAACACAGUUUUACAGACUCUGUUGAAGAAACAUCUUGUAAAAGAAUCAAGCAGGAUAGUAGACUUCAGUCUCCAGAGGUAUCAUCAGAGAGUCAAGUAGAAGAAGAAGAUGAUUCUCAGCUUUCUACCUCUCAGGAAAAAAAUUCAGACAAUCUCACAAGAAGGCAGUCCAGAAGGUCAUCAGAAUGGGUAGCGCUGCCAAAACAUGUCUUGGACCUAAGAACUGCUGCUUCUUCUGCCUCCAAAUGUGAGGCUAAUUGCAGUGAGAAGGCCAAUCAAAGGCAAGAAGUUGAAUUGAGUGUUUCUAGAGGCAAAAGUUUGAAAACUACGCAUAGAAAGAAAUCUGGGAAGGAGCACAGAAGUUCAGAGAUAAGCUUGGUGACGCUCUGGGCUUCUCAAGAGGAGGAGGAGGAGGCGUCAGAUGACUUUGAGCCUGAUGAUGAAGAUGAACGCUUUGCACCAGAGGAAGUAAACAAAGCUCCAGUGUUUGUUCCUAUAGGUCUUCGAUCUCCAAAACCCACUCCUGUUCAGAUAGAAGAAACCAUGGAGGAGCUGGAAAUACCUAUGAAUAUACCAGAUGUGCAGGUGUCUACUGAUGUUGAAAGUCUCUCUCAUGCAUCUGCCCAGCUAGUGGUACAGAGGAAGGAAAAAAUAAGCAUCUCAACAGCUGAAACAACCAUACAUGGAAAUCCAGAGGUGGACAAAGGAAUUAAUGAUGGGAGUACUGAAGCUGCCAUGACUUUACUUGCAAUGGGCGAUCCAAUGUUCCAGUUAAAAACAAACACUGAAGAAUGGACGCACAUGUUACCUGCUCAAGAUGAGUUGAACAUGGCCAAUAGCCUUGUAACCCACACCUACUCCAAACAAAAUAGAACCUCUUGUCAGUAUUUACUUUCUUCAGACACUUCUACCAAGGAAUUGGCCAUUUCUGAGGAUGAAAGCAACAUUAACGUUGAGGAUCAAAGCACUGGCACAAGAAUAGGUGUCGAAGAAUAUUUUGAGAAAAAUGCUACAGAUACCAGUGAUAGCUCUUUGCCUGCAGUGAACAGUAUGAGACUGACAACAGGCAGACUCCUGAAGCCUGAGCAAUCCUUUGGAAUAUCUAGGUCCAAUGAAAACGCAAUUCAGAAGUCACUUAAUACAACUGUAUUUACAGAACAACUAGAGCAAGUUCAAAGUGAGUGUGCAAUCCUGAGAGGUACUGCAGAAAUGCAGAAGUUGGAACUAGAACAGGUCAGACCAGGUGCAGGUGAUUCUUCAGUUCUUCAUGAUUCGGCCUCUAGAAGUAUGGAAUUUACCAAGCAAGUAGACAAAACUGAGAGAACAGAGAAAAAUAUGAGAGACACUUGUGGAAAUUCUGAAGACUUAAGACCUGUAACUGCAUCACCAAAACGUGAAAAAUCUCACCUUGGACUAGAUGAUUGUGCAAGUCAAAGUUCUGCGGAUGAAUGUCAUCAGCAAAAUCCUUUUCCUCCUGAGCACAAUAUAUGCACAAUCAACUUUACUCAGAAUGAAGCUUGUGCUCAGGAUGCUCAACAAUAUGUAAGCAGUACAGAAGAGUCUUCAGCAGUCAACAAUGAUCAUAGAUGUUCAGAGGAGGAACAGACAUUCAUUUUAACAUUGGUGGAAAUCCCAUCUGAUUCAAAAGAGUUUGAUGCAUCUGCUUUGCUGGAACAAACUUCAGAACCAUUACUACCAGCUCCAAUACUCAUCAGCCCAGUAAAUGCAAGUGAAACAAGAGUGGCUGAAGUGGAGAGCACUGGAUCCUCGACAACUGCAGCUGAUGAAUUUGCUGCAUUUCUAAACAGCAGUAUGGAAACCAAACAACCAGAGAGUGCAUCAGUAGAGCCUGUUCCAAAUUUGCAGAGAGGUCAGAAAAGAUCAGCUGCUGAACUUGAAAAGAAUUGUUUUCCUCCUGCCAAGAAAACUCUGUCUACUGUUGUCGUGGAAGGUAACUUGGAAACCACUGAUAAGGGUUGUUUGAUUAAAUCCACAAAUGGUGCAAUGAUAGCUUCUGGGAAUAAUUUUCAAAACAUAGAGGCUUCAGCAAAGGAAAAAGUACUUACCUCUGCAUUGGUGUCUGAGUCUAUGUCACCACUGGCUGAUAGAAGCCAGCUUGAGACUUUGGAGAACUUAGGGAAAACACCACUUGAGAAUUCAGCAUCCAAACAGGAAGAGGAAGUGAUGUCUAGAUUAACCUCUAACAGAAAAGUAGAAAUAAGUGGACAAGGAAAGCAGGGGGAUGUUCAUGAAUCUGGACAGUUGCAACAUACUGGAAGCCUAGCAUCAUCUUCAAAAACUCCUUUACUCAGGGGUGGACGAAAACCAUUGGGAUUUUUAUCUUUAAUUUGCAAAAAAAGUAGUUCUGAGUCUGCAGAAGAUACCAAAGGAAAUAAAGGGAAGAUCCAGAAACCUCGGAUUGUGACUCCAAAGCGAAGUCUAAAAAAGCCCACUCCAUCCACUAACAAUGAUAGGGAAUCUCAUUCCCUUACCUCUACAAGCACAUCAUCAUCUGUGGAGUAUGAGAAUGUAGCUGCUGAUGCUGCAGUUAGGGUUCCAAGUAACAAGCCAUCUGGCAAGUCACCUCUUUGUGCUAAAGAACAACAGAAGGAAGAAGAGCCAACCAGAAUCUCUGAGUAUUUUUUCAGUGACAUCUUUACGGAAGUGGAUGAUGCAGAAUAGCAAAUUGGCUUUAUAAAAACCUAGAAUCUGAGAGUAUAAUGCAACAACAAAAGAGUAUUUUUAGAAAGUUCUGAUUUGUUCUGAUGUUCAUUAUGCCACACUUAUUGCCAUCCAAGCUGUUGUUAAUAAAUUCCGUAAAGAUGGAACAGAUUCCUUCUGAAGCGACCUGGAUAUUUUAAAAUGUGGAAAUAAUCUAAACCACUACAUUGAUGUCAUUGGACCAGACCAGCAGCUGCUGGCUUAAUUUCACUUGUUUAGACGCUGAUAAUGGGUGCAUGACUAUAUUGCAGAAAAGUGCAAUGAAAAAAUGCUUCAUCUUGUGACAAGUGUUCCUUUGAACUUUAACGCUAAAGCUUGUGGUACUGGCUAUACAAUUUCUUUACUUCUUUUUGUGAAGUAUGCUAUUUUAGUAUGUUAGAAGGAGGAAUUAACUUCUUAUGUAUAGGGUAAUCUCUGUAGAUCUGUAUGCAAAUACUAGAAGUAGUGUAGUAAAUACAUAGAUAUGUUCAGUAUUACAGGUAUUUUUAUUAGCAUCCUCAAAUUACAUAUUUUUUUAAGAGUUUUUAAUUACAUAAGUUAAAAGAUCCUAACCUGAAAAGCCAAAUGGGCUUAGUUCCUUAAAAAUAUAUUGAGAAAAAACAUAAAAACAGUUUACUAAAAGAUGCUUCACAAUGUUAAUCUUUGCAACUGUCUUAUUAAAGUGGGAAAAAGAGGUUAAUGUUUCCUAGUAUUGAUACAUUGUACCAAAGUAAAAACUGUAAACUUAAGAAUUUAGAGACAGUUUUAUGAUUGCCUAAGCACACCAGAAUAUUACAGACAUUGUCUCAGCAAAUUAAGAUAUUAUAGACAUUGCUUUAAGACAGCAAGGUGUAAAAAUGGGUUUAACAAAGGAAAUAAAGGAACUUGUGGUCAGAAACCGGAGUAAGAAGACCAGCAAGGGCACACUGUGCAUGCCCACCAAGACCACCAAGGACCUCUGAAGACGACCCUUGAGGACUGCAAGUGCAUGCGUAAUUCGUAUGCAGAUACUAUAGUGAGUUCCAGGAAACAGAAGGCAUAUGUAUGUAACAGGUUAAUAUGAACCUUGCUGGAUGAGAUGUUUGGUGUGCACGCUUUUGAGACACAAGUCUGUGUUGCAUCCAGUGCUGCAGCGCUGCAAUAAAGAAUGCCUGCCUUCUAAAACUUCAAAUUAAGUCUUAGAGGGUUUUCUUGACCGAUUUCACGGUAUCAUUUUGGCAAUGCAGGUGAGACUUGCCUCCCGUAGUUCCGUGGGAUCUCUGGACCUUCACACCAGCACCGAGUGAUUCUUGGGAAGACCCUCAGAUCCCUGGACCACUUUGGGAUGGAAGUAAGUUCCCUCUGGAAUUUAAUGUAUAAGGCAUUCUUUACCUGGGGUUCACGACCCCACUGGUUUUGGUCAUAAUCACUUAAGUGAGAUGUGCAGAAGUCUUGCGUAUCAAGUAAUUGAUACAGGGGUCCAGCAUGUUAAGUGAUGACUGUGUGUCCAGACUUGGGGUUCGAGGCGCCGGUUGUGUUUAUCGCUUGGUGAGAUGCCAGGAGAUGUCCUGACGUUAAAGGUACCUGUGUUUGAGUUCAAGAUUGAUACUGGGUUUAGUUUGGUCAUUUGUCAUUUCUAAGUUUAUUGGGGUUCGGUUGUGUUUAUAAAUUGUGAUAUGGGUACUGUACCUUCAAAAAGGGGAAUGUUGGGGAAACCCUCCUUAGGAUGCAUCCUAAGUCAUUGGAAACAAAUCGGGGGACCCCCAAGGGGAGUUGCAACUAGGUAUAAUCUGAUGAAAUAUUGUAAUCGAUGAAGGGGAAAAAUGGGCUGUAAAUGGAACUCUGGACUAUAAUACAUUGUUACAAUUAAUGUUGUUUUUAAGAAGAAAAGGAAAAUUAAAUGAAGUGUUAUAUGCAGAUAUAUUUUUCACUUUGAGGAAGCACCCAGCGUGGCAGAGGAAAUGUGGUAUUAAUCUUGCUCCUAGUGAUCCACUUACAUUAGCACUUGAAAAAGAUAGAGGUAAAACCUUGAAAAGAUGUUCUUCUCCUUGUAGUAUAAGGCAGAAAUGUUUGAAGGCUAUAGAACGUGCAGAGGAAAAUACUGACUUGAUGUUGCCAUUUGGGGUGGUAAAAUGCUAAAUUGGGAGGUGGAACUAACAAUGAGGAAUAUAAUCACUGGGGAGAGAAACCAGUAUUAGGGGAGGAAGGUUUUAGUCCUAUUGCAGGACAUCCUAGAGGUAGACAAGGGGAAGUUAUACAGGCUCCCCUAUGCCAGGCUGUGGGAGAUGAAAGACCAGUGACCAUAAAGGUCCCGUUCUCAAUUACAGAUCUUAAUAAUUGAAAACUGGCAGUCAGGAAUUAUAGGGAUGACCCGGAGAGAGCAGCUUGUGCUUUUGAAAUGAUGAUUAAAACUCAAGACCCUGAUUGGAAGGAUAUUGAGGCAAUAAUACAGGUGCUGUUUGAUAGCACAGAAAGGAACAUGAUUUGUAAAAUGGCUAGAAUGCAGAUAGAAGCGCAGGUUGCAUCAACUUAACUUUCCUUCUGUAGAUCCGAACUGGGAUCCGAUGUGGGUGGAUCAAAACAGCUCUUAACACAAUAUCAAAAAUGGAUUCUGUUGAGUAUUCGAAAUGCUAUAGCUAAGGCUAAGGUCCCUAAUUGGUUGAAUUAUAUGUAAUCAAACAAGAUCGAAAGGAGUCUCCUCCUGAUUUCCUGAACAAACUGAAAGAGACUGCCCACAAGUAUACAGCUAUUGAUCCUGAAUCUGAGGAAGGUAAAAACCAAUUGGCACCUUUGUUUAUCAGGCAAUCCUCUGAUGAUAUAAGACAGAAGUUAUAAAAAUUACAGGGAAAUGAUGCUAGGGAUUUAGGUAAACUAUUGGAUGUGGCAUAGAUGGAAUACAGGAACAGAGAGUGUCAGAAGGAGAGGACUAACAAUAGACUGAUAUCAGUGUUGGAGGAAAAUAGUUGCAUGAAUGGAAAAUAAUUGCAUUAAUAGAAAAUCAGGAAAGAACUAGGAGAGGAGGAAGACCUCCACAUUAUAGAGACACUGAAAUGUGGUUGGGAAACAAUCAAUGCUCUCAUUGCAAAAAGGAGGGACACUGGAGGCACGACUGUCCCUUUUGGAAAUGAGGCCCCCUGGCCAGACCCUUACUAGCAGUCGAAGAACACUGAAGGGGACCAGAGGUGAAUUUCCCAGCAGAACCUCUGGUUAAAGCUAGGCUGGGAGAUGGGGAAAUUGAAUUUCUAGUAGAUACUGGGGGCUACUUACUCAGCUUUAAACACAUUGGAGGGAGAACUGAGUACAAAUAAUGUCCGUAUUUUUGGUGCGGCAGGGGCUCGGGAGACACAACCAUUCUUUAAAUCCUUAAAACUAAAGUUUGGAAAACAAUGGGUGACACAUCAAUUUUUGUACUUGCCAAAUUCACCCAAACCUUUGCUUCCUAGAGACUUUCUUGAGAAACUAGAAACGGAGAAUAAAUUCAAGGAUGGGGAAAUAGAAACCUUGAUCCCCAAGUCAAAAUAUUUAGAGGCCUCAGGUUUGAUGUUUCAGGAAUAGAUCCCCAAGGAAAUGACAAUACCCCAGGAAGUGGAUGAUGCCAUAAUUCCUAUGGUGUGGGCUGGAGAAGUUCCAGGAAGAGCUAGGAAUAUGAACCGGUAAAGUCAAUCUCAAGCCAGGAACUAAGCUGGUAAGAAUUAAGCAUCAUCCUCUAAAAUUGGAAGCUAGACAAGGAUUAGCUCCAAUAAUUCAGAAUUUUCUCAAAUAGAACUUAUUGAUAGAAUGCAAGUCAGAAUAUAAUACACCUAUCCUUCUGAUCAAAGAGGCAAAUGGGAAGGAUUAUUGAUUACUUCAGGAUUUGAGGGCUAUUCAUCAAAUAGUGACAGGUAUUCACCCAGUGGUAGAUAACCCUUAUACUCUGCUAACAACAUUAACUGGGAAACAGGAAUGGUUUACUGUUGUAGAUCGUAAGGAUGCCUUUUUCUGCAUACCCCUAGACUCUAAAAGUCAAGAGCUUUCUGCUUUUGAGUGGAAAGAUUCGGUUACCAGGAGGAAAACACAGUGUACUUGGACAGUCCUGCCACAGGGAUUUAAGAAUAGCCCCACCAUUUUUGGGAAUUGACUAGCAAAAUAAUUGGACGCCUGGAGAAAGGAAAGCCCCACAGGGACAGUCAGUUUUGCAGUAUGUGGAUGACAUCCUGAUUGUUGUGGAAAACAGGCACGACUGCAUUUCCCUGACCAUAAGUUUAUUGAAGAUUUUGAGCCUAAGUGGGUAUCAUAUAUCCCAAGAAAAGGUCCAAAUUGCUAAAAGAACCAUAAUCUACCUGGGAUAUGAGAUUUUGCAGGGCCAACUGCAAUUAGGGGUGGAGUGAAAAGAAGAUAUCUGUCAAAUCCUGGAACCACAGGCUGUCAAGGAACUCCAUGCCUUUCUGGGUAUGGUGGGAUGGUGCCAAUUAUGGAUUGCUAACUAUGGAGUAAGGGUGAAACCCUUAUACAAACUGCUAAAACUUUUUGAAAUAGGCUGGGUAGACUGGACAGACGAUAGUUGGACUGCGUUCAGAAGAUGGAAACAAGCAUUGAUGAGAGUGCCAGCUCUAGAACUGCCUGACCUUAAUAAACCAUUUGAACUUUUUACUCACUAAAGACAGAAUGUUGCUUUGGGAGUGUUGGCCCAAGCACUGGAGAAUCAGAGGUGAGCAGUGGUGUACUUUUCCAAGCAACUGGACAACAUCAGCCAGAGAUGGCCUGGGUGUCUCAAAGCAGUGGUGGCUACCGUAUUGUUAAUCCAAGAAGCUCGGAAGUUAACACUGAGACAGAAAUUAACUGUGCAUGUACCCCACAUGGUAGUCACAGUAUUAUAACAGAAGGGAGGGCACUGGCUGUCCCCAAGUCACAUGCUUAAAUACCAUUACUAGAACAAGAUGACAUGCUUCUCAAAGCCACAUCUGUCGUUAAUCCGGCUAUUUUUUUUAACUGUUGCUAACCCUGAGAGCUGUCUAGAAAAAGGAUUGUUUGCAGACGGAUGAAGAAACCUAUUCCAGUUAUUCGGACUUUAAGGAUACCUGCUGUAGGACCUGGAUUGGGAACUGUAUAAAGACGGUAGCAGUUUUGUCUGGAACCUGACACUGAAGUUGGGGUAUGCUGUAACAACCAUCAACAAGGUAACAGAGUCAUAGGCAAUGUCUUUGAAAGUAUCAGCCCAGAAGGCUGAAUUAAUAGCUCUUACAAGAACUUUGGACUUGAGCAAAGGAAAAAGAAUUACCAUAUGGACAGACUAAAUAUGCCUUUGGAGCAGUACAUGCACAUGAAGUCAUUUGAAAAGAAAGAGGGUUGUUAUCAGCUCAAGGGUCUGAAAUUAAACAUGCUGUUCAAAUCCAAGAGUUGCUGGAAAGUAUCCAGAAGCUGACUGAGGUAGCAUUGAUGCAUUGCAAGGCACAUAAAAUGGGAAAAAGCCCCCCUGAAAUUGGUAAUCAGUUGGCUGAUAAGGCUGCUAAAGAGGCUGCAGAAACAGGUAUCCUGGCAGUAAUACCAGAGAAACAGUUAAACUUACCUGAGGUGCCACCAAAGUAUGACAAAAAGGAUAACAAAUUAUUGAGGAGUUUGCAGGCAGCAGAGCAGGAACAAGGGUGGUGGGUGACACUAACAGGAAAAGUAAUUACCCCUCCAUCUGUAGUGAGAGAAAUAGUUAGAAAAGAACAUCAAAAGAUACAUUGGGGAGCUGAGAAGUUACUAAAACAUUUACAAAAGACAGUGCUCAGUAGGGCUAUGACUGAGAUAAUAAAAUCUGCCACAAAGAGAUGUGAAAUUUGUCAGAAGAAUAAUCCUAAUACUGGUAAGAAAUUAACGUUUGGGGUAACAAAGGGAGGAAAUUCCCCAGGGGACUAUUGGCAAAUCGAUUUCACUGAAUUACCUAGGAAGGAAGGUUAACAAUGUAUUUUGGUUUUGGUCAGUAUCUUCUGUGGAUGGCCAGAAGCUUUUCCCUGUCACACCGAGGCUCAGUAAGUUGCGAAAAUACUGCUAAAGACAUUAAUUCCAAGAUAUGGGGUACCUUUGGGAAUGUCUUCAGACAGAGGUUCUCACCUCAUUGAUUGCUUGAAGGAGGCAUUGGGGAUCGAUUGGGACUUGUACACUCCCUACCGACCACAGUCCAGUGAAAAUGUAGAGAGAAUGAACUAUACCCUUAAGUUACAAUUGGGAAAGAUGUUACAAGAAACCUUGAAAAAUGAUACUUCGUGGGGUUUUGAAAAAAUAUGGCAUAAACUUAACCUCCUCCCCAGUAGGGCCUAGUUAAAACAUCUGUUUGUUAUAGCAAUUGCAAAAGUUUGUAUUCUAGCUUGCCUUAUGAUUCAAUGUUGUAACUUCUGUGGUCAACUCUGUUAGAAAAUCAAAUAUCGAUAUUGAGGCAUUGGACCUGUAACUCCAAAGUCUCAAGAAAAAGGGGGAGUUGAUACAUUGUACCAAAGUAAAAACUGUAAACUUAAGAAUUUAGAGACGGUUUUAUGAUUGCCUAAGGACACCAAAAUAUUACAGGCAUUGUCUCAGCACACCAGAAUAUUACAGGCAUUGUCUCAUCAAACUAAGAUAUUAUAGACAUUGCUUUAAGACGGCAAGGUGUACAAAUAGGCUUAACAAAGGAAAUAAAGGAACUUGUGGUCAGAAACUGGAGAUUAUGGAGUAAGAAGAAGCAAAGGCAUACUGUGCAUGCCUAGGAUGCCCCUGAAGACCACCAAGGACCUCUGAAGACGACCCUUGAGGACUGCAAGUGCAUGCGUAAUUCGUAUGCAGAUACUAUAGUGAGUUCCAGGAAACAGAAGGCAUAUGUAUGUAACAGGUUAAUAUGAACCUUGCUGGAUGAGAUGUUUGGUGUGCACGCUUUUGAGACACAAGUCUGUGUUGCGUCCAGUGCUGCAGCGCUGCAAUAAAGAAUGCCUGCCUUCUAAAACUUCAAAUUAAGUCUUAGAGGGUUUUCUUGACUGAUUUCACAGUAUCGUUAUAAAUGCUAGUUUCCUGCUAAAUUUGAAACAAGGGGAUAGAUACUACUUUUCCAUGGGUUUACCUGUAGCUAUUUGCCUGUCUGCUGCCUUCCUUGGUUUCACUUGCGCAAAGUAGCACAAAGAGAUUGGAUUUAAACCAUGACUAUGCAAUGUGGUUGCUUUGAUGAUUUGCUACUUUGAAGCAGUUGGAUUUGAAUGGCUUUCUUCAUGUUGCAUGUCUGCCUGUACUGUAACUUGCUAUAAAAUGUUUGUGUAGCUUUAGAUUUUAGUGUAAUUUUUUUACUUACCAUGUCAAGAAGAUUGUCUUGAGGUAACAAGGUUCAUGCAGUCUCAAAAUCAGGUGGUCACUGAAAGAUUCAAUAUUUAUUCUGAAACUCCUUCUUAUACAAAAAUGAGUGCGUAGAUUUAAGUAGUCUAAAUUUUUCUCUUCUUAACAUCAGGUACUUUUGCAAAACUAAUUAUUUAUUAUGUAAGUGAUGUUUAAAUGGUAUUGUUAUACUCUCAAGAAACCUGGCUUCAGCUUUGGCCUGGAUAAUAAUUUACUGGCAUAUAUUUUAAUAUAAGUAUCUAGAAUUUUUAAAUACUUGAUGAAAUUUGUGACUGUUUGCCUUUCAGAAGUUAUUGGCAAGGCUUCUGAAGGCGCCUUUAAAAUUUUGUCAGUGAGGAAAAUGCCUAGAAAAGCUACCAUUACUGCAAACUGCUACCUUAGCAGGCCUCUGUCAAUCAAGUGUUGCUAGCAGCAGUACCUUGAGGUGAUGGAAAAGGGAUGAGUCCCACUGUGAAGUAAUUUACUUGAAAGCAUACUGUCCAACCCCUUCCUCCCCCCAAAAAAACAAAAAUACCCACCCCCAACCCCAGUUUCAGUUCAGACGGUAUCUGUGUUUUGCCUAAUUCAUUUAACUUGAAAUGUUUAUUUAAAUAUUGUCUUAAUGUAAACACUAUGAAGUAGAUUAUACAGAAAGCUCCAUGUAUUGUAUAUCUUGUAGAUAAUAUUUUAUAUAUGCAAGUGUUUAGUUCCUGAUACAUGUGGCAUGUUUAAAUCACUUGCACUGAUAGAGCCUAAAAAUAGAUUUGUGCGGAGUAGCUAUAAAAUAAUUGCCCUAAGUACUUUCUGAGGUGAUAACCAUUCUACAUUUACUUGUGUACAUUUUAGCCUGUAUUCAUAUUACAAGAUUAAAAACCCCAUCUAUUUCAAUACUAAAAUUUAAGGUGCCUUAUCUACCUUGUUAAUUAGGGCUACACUUUUUUUCCCCUGCAGUAUGUCGUGCACUUUGUUAGAGGAUUUUUUUUUUUUUAAGGACAAAUUUAAUUUUAAUAGACAUAAGACAACUUGCUGGUGUUUUGUGUAUGAAAGUUUUAUAAUGGUGAAGGAUGUAAGAAUAGAUCAGUGAAAUCUCAAUGCCUGUUAGUUUAAAAUUUUUACAAAGAUGUGGUGUAAGACUGCUGUGCUUGGACUUGUCUGCUGCCCUGUAUCAUCACAUACAAGCUUUUCUUUGAAAAGUAGUCAUAUUCUGUAUGUAAAUUAUGUGAAUAAAUUAUUUUAUUUUA
Molecule: messenger RNA, 15663 nt
Organism: Tyto alba (common barn owl)
Lineage: Eukaryota; Metazoa; Chordata; Aves; Strigiformes; Tytonidae
Gene: BDP1
Product: B double prime 1, subunit of RNA polymerase III transcription initiation factor IIIB
Exons: 42
Coding region: 101-7129 (2342 amino acids)
Biological process (GO): RNA polymerase III preinitiation complex assembly
Cellular component (GO): transcription factor TFIIIB complex
Molecular function (GO): TFIIIC-class transcription factor complex binding
Source: RefSeq, a predicted model, not a curated record